Molecule: messenger RNA, 1067 nt
Organism: Callithrix jacchus (white-tufted-ear marmoset)
Lineage: Eukaryota; Metazoa; Chordata; Mammalia; Primates; Cebidae
Source: RefSeq, a predicted model, not a curated record
AAUGAAAACAACACAUUUUUUUCACAGUGAGAGGGUCCAAGCCUGGUAAGAAUGUCCAGCUUCAGGAGAAUGAAAUCAGAGGACUGUGCUUAAAGUCUCGUGAGAUCUUUCUCAGCCAGCCUAUCCUACUAGAACUUGAAGCACCACUCAAAAUAUGUGGUGACAUCCAUGGGCAAUACUAUGAUUUGCUGUGACUUUUUGAGUAUGGUGGUUUCCCGCCAGAAAGCAACUACCUGUUUCUUGGGGACUAUGUGGACAGGGGAAAGCAGUCAUUGGAGACAAUCUGCCUCUUACUGGCCUACAAAAUCAAAUAUUCUGAGAAUUUUUUUCUUCCCAAAGGGAACCAUAAAUGUGCCAGCAUCAACAGAAUUUAUGGAUUUUAUGAUGAAUGUAAAAGAAGAUACAACAUUGAACUAUGGAAAACUUUCACAGACUGUUUUAACUGUUUACUGAUAGCCGCCAUCAUGGAUGAGAAGAUAUUCUGCUGUCAUGGAGGUUUAUCACCAGAUCUUCAAUCUAUGGAGAUUUGGCGAAUUAUGCGACCAACUGAUGUACCAGAUCAAGGUCCUUGUGAUCUUUUGUGGUCUGACCCUGAUAAAGAUUUCUUAGGCUGGGGUGAAAAUGACAGAGGAGCGUCCUUCACAUUUGCUGCAGAAGUGGUUGCAAAAUUUCUCCAUAAGCAUGAUGUGGAUCUUAUAUGUAGAGCCCAUCAGGUGGUUGAAGAGGGAUAUGAAUUUUUUGCAAAGAGGCAGUUGGUCACUCUGUUUUCUGCAUCCAAUUAUUGUGGAGAGUUUGACAAGGCAGGUGUCAUGAUGAGUGUGGACGAAACACUAAUGUGUUCUUUUCAGAUUUUAAAUCCUGCAGAGAAAAAGAAGCCAAAUGUCACGAGACCUGUAACACCUCCAAGGGGUAUGAUCACAAAACAAGCAAAGAAAUAGAUGUCAUUUUGACACUGCCUAGUUGGGACUUGUAACAUAGAGUAUAUAACCAUCAUUUUUAGGACUGUGAUGUAUACUGAUCAGCUUGCUCAAUAGAUCUGCAUUUGUGGGGGCCCUUCCUUCCGUUUU